AUGAAUUCUGAUGCAUACGAUACCGACGGCGGCACUGACGAUCGUCAUCACUUAACAUCCCGUUAUGGUUCUCUAAUAUCACCCCAAAUUCUACGACGCCAUGAUGUCAUUCAAAUGUCUUCUCCUCAAAUACCCCCUCGUCAUCCGCUGCGAAAAGCAGUGCCGUCACCGACCAUAUUAACACCACAAAUUCGCCUUCACCAUGGAGAACACGAAAUACAUUCUGAUCUACUUCCACAACAUGAUGUUCGCAAACACAUUCGAAACGGUCGAAAACUACUGCCAAUCACCGCUGCAACGCCUGUUGCGCACACAUCAUCGCCAGCACAAAAUAGCCCGUCACCAACUGAUCGUCAUCAUAUGGCAGAUCACCGAUUACCGUUGGUUGUACAGGAUAUGCACGAACAAAAACGUCAAGUAAAAGAACGUAUCCAGAAUCAUCCAGUUAGUAAAACACCACCACUAAGAUUUAUAUUUAUUCGUCAUAGUGAACGAGUAGACCAGACCGUUGGAUCUGAUUGGUUUUCACGUGCAUUCGAUCUGCGAACAGGCGCUUAUCACCGAUAUAAUAUUAAUCUACCGAAAAGCUUACCAAACCGAUCGCACUUUCAAGCAUAUGAAUUCGAUCCGCCAUUGACAGUGGAAGGAUGGAAGAAUGCUCGAAUAGUAGGCAGGGGACUGUUAGAUAAAAAUUUGACAUCGAAUAUUUGUCUAACAUCGUCCGCUCUCCGUUGUGUUCAAACAUGUGAACUUUUAAUAGCUGGUAUGAGACGACGAGAACGUCUUCAAAUGCGUGUUGAACCCGGUCUUUUCGAAUGUCCACAUUCUAACACUAAACUAGUUGACAGUUUUAUGACUAAAGGCGAAUUGUUAACAAAUGAUUAUAAUAUAAAAGCCGACUAUAAACCUGUCAUACCAAAAAUAACAGUCCCUGAAACAUUGGAAGAAUAUUUUCAGCGUAGUCAAUGGGUUAUGCAACGUAUCAUUGAUCGUUAUAAAUUUCGUGGUGGAAAUGUUCUUAUUGUAACACAUGCACCUGGACUCAUUGCACUAACUGAUGCUCUGCAAGGAAUUAAAUCAAAUCCGGAUACACUCUAUAGAGUAGUUAGUCGAUUUCAAUAUCUUGCCACUAGAGUCGCUGAAUUUGAAAACGGGCGAUGGAAUGUUCAUGAUCAACCAUUUGAUCACAGAAGAGCAGGAGGAGAAUAA
Didymodactylos carnosus is the source of this 1209-nucleotide messenger RNA. Lineage: Eukaryota; Metazoa; Rotifera; Eurotatoria; Philodinida; Philodinidae. The record is from the annotation of a GenBank genome assembly.